Drosophila hydei is the source of this 1091-nucleotide messenger RNA. RefSeq lists its product as uncharacterized. The record is from RefSeq and is a predicted model, not a curated record. The transcript is spliced from 2 exons. NCBI's taxonomy places the organism in Eukaryota, Metazoa, Arthropoda, Insecta, Diptera, Drosophilidae. The coding region runs from base 158 to 940 and encodes 260 amino acids.
GCCUUCUUUUCCUGUCAACUUUUGUGGAAGUAGGUUGAGUUAAUUCUUUUUCACAAAAUCUUACAUUUGUAAAAUAUUCAGGUAGUUGAAGUAGCUCUGUUUAAUAUUGUGUAGGACAUAAAUAAAUAAAAUCAAAGCAGAGGUUCAGUUGUACAAUAUGUUACGCGCAGUUAUUUCGAUCAGCCAGCGUGGAAAGAUUCCACUUACACUGCUCUCAUCCCAAGGUUUUGCCCAAAACAAGAUACGCAUUUCCGGUUUCCAAUAUUACCGCCCUCUAGCACGCUUCUAUGCUAGUGAUGAUUCCAAGAUAAAAGGUACUAUUCGCGGCGGCCCAACUGGAAUUAUUGGUAACGUGGAUCAAUCUGCCAGUUUGGGUAAUGUUGGUGGCGGUGAUGCAAUUGCACAUGCGCAGUCGGCUACUUUGGGUAGUGACCCCACACGCGACUAUGGGAAGCCAGCUAGUAAGCGGUCCGCGGUCACUUCCCAAAUGCAUGUCACACACUUAGUUCCAGAUAGUGGAAAGCAUGGCAAUAAUGAAGCGAAGUCGUCCUCACCACCGCCGAAAUCAGCAUCGUCGUCGUCGUCGUAUUCGGCAACGGGAGAAGAGUCGUCGCACAAAGUGGUCGGCCAGGGUAAGACAACUGGACAAUCAGAGUCUGAACGAACUGAAUCCGGAUCUGGAACUGGAUCUGGGUCCGGAUCUGGAAAUAAAAUGGUCGACGAUGCCAUUAAAAAUCUGCAAGAUGCUGCCGCUAAUUUGCCCAGCAAGGAACAAGUUGAGAAAUUUAUAUUUCGAACGUUGGCAUUCAUUUAUGAUAUUCUCUUUCUGACGGCAAACUGGACAAUUCGUGUUGUCGACGAAAAGAUAGUACAGAACAAAACGGUCAGAUUCUACUGGAAGCGAUUCCACGAAAAAAUGGAGGAGGCCAAGAAGGAUUAGGCACAGCAAUCAAAUUCAGAUGAAAGUGACGCAUGAUAUAAUGCAUAUGUAUAUAUAUAUAAACCUCUUGUUAUAUAUAUAUAUAUAUAUCCACAGGAUACGCAAAACAUUAAACAAAGCUAAUAAAUCUCAAAUUUCAUGACAUGUACAA